CAGCUGAGUGGACAGACUUCAGAUGACUUUUCCGUUAUCUCCGGUGUGAAGCAAGGAUGCGUCUUAGCCCCCACACUGUUCAAUAUCUAUCUGACGGCUGUGAUGUCGUGCGCAUUCAACACGUGUGAAUACGGUGUGCAUCUGGAGCUCCGCAUUUAUGGGUGUUUGCUUAACAUCCGCCGCAUUGGAUCAAGAAGCUUAGUGCGUGAGACAACCACCCGUAUGCUGCUGUUUGAUGACGACUGUGCAUUGUUUGCACAUACCGAAGCAGAACUGCAAUGCAUGGCGACUGCAUUAGCUUCCACGCGACAAGUUUGGACUCAGCAUAAACACAAGCAAGACUGUAUGCCUAUUUCAGCCGGCGCCUGGAGUGCAGGCCAGGAGUACGAAUUGCAGAUGAAGUACUACAGAAUACGUCAGCAUUCUGCUACCUCGGGAGUACAUUGUCAACCGACCUGUGGAUCACCGACGAACUGCGCGCUCGUGUAGCGAAGGCGAGUGCGGCUUUUAGGAAACUGGAACAUCGUGUGUGGAAGAAUCAUCAUCUCAGGCUGGUAACUUACCUUACUGGCGCCUAGUCUUCCCACGAUGAUAGCAUUCAGUUGCUAGAAUACAAUGCUCCGUCAGUGUGAACCAAAGAACAGUGAAUUUAUAUAGUGGCGAGUUACAUGUCACGUCGUAGUGUUAUUAAGUGGACAAGCUGAAUGACGAACGACGAGAAGACGCGUUUUCUUUUGCAAGCUAUACCCAGUAGUUUGGUUUGAAAAAUGGGCAGUUUAAAAUGAACACGAUGUAUUAGCAAGGAAUAAAAGUAUCGUUAGAGAAGAUCAGACAAUUGCGGAUUGCCCAGCUGCUGUCUUUGUUGAAUAUGGCGACAGAAAUUUCAGCUGAUAGAGCGAGCCCAGAACUCUCGUUAGCUUAUCCAGCAUGCGGAUUCUGGCGUUAUCUUUGGUCAGCCAUGCACCGUUCAUCUCCACUCCGCAGCGAAUAUGCGCCACAAGCUCACAGACGAACAUCAAGAACUUUGUAUUAUUGCAGCUGUCAUUGUUGAUGAUCUCUAAGUGAACGAUGCCUUGGUUAUGCAUCACCACAAUCGGCGUCACCAUGAAAGAUAACCUUUGCGCGCAUCCCUCUUCUUGAGCGAGCCUGCGUCGGCUGCAGAUCUCUUCUUUUUCGGGUUUCACUUUAUUUUGUGAUGUCUCGCGUUGCGCCUGGAUUUCUAGAUAAUAUCAUUUUGUUGUGCGAUUCUUAUAAAGUUAGUCAUUAUGCUCAAUAUCCUCCUGGCACAGAAGAAGUUUACUCCUACUUUGAAAGUCGUGGGGGUCGGUUUCCCGAGACGGUCUUCUUUGGCCUACAAUAUAUUUUACUGAGAAGCCUUACUGGACCAGUCGUUACAUAUGAUAAAAUUGAGGAAGCGAAAAGCAUAUUGCAAGAGCAUUUCAGCAGAGACAUCUAUAACGAGAAUGGAUGGCGGUACAUCGUCAAAGAACACAAUGGAUACCUUCCUUUGCGAAUUAAAGCUGUUCCCGAGGGAUCGGUUAUUCCUAUAAAGAACGUUUUGUUCACGGUUGAAAAUACGGAUCCGAACUGUUUUUGGCUAACGAACUAUGUUGAAACGAUCUUGGUGCAGGUUUGGUAUCCCAUCACCGUGGCUACGAAUUCCCGUGCGAUGAAAAAAUUCCUAGCGAAAUACGCACUUGAAACGUCGGAUAAUAUGGAGGGCUUACUGUUUCAGUUGCACGACUUUGGAUUCCGUGGCGUUUCAUCAAUCGAGCACCAUGACUGUGUGGGGCGAGGAACGUGAAUCCGAAGUUUAUUCCUAUCUGCUCAACUUGUACCCUACGGGGACGUUUUCCUGCGUGUCCGACAGCUACGACGUUUGG
Molecule: messenger RNA, 1883 nt
Organism: Dicrocoelium dendriticum
Lineage: Eukaryota; Metazoa; Platyhelminthes; Trematoda; Plagiorchiida; Dicrocoeliidae
Source: the annotation of a GenBank genome assembly